AUGCAGAUUUUAUCACGUGAUGCAGUAACUCGACCUAACGAAAAUAAAGAGAUCGACGAAUUUCUGGAUUUGAAAAGUGAGGAAAGAGUUAGUUGCGAGAUAAAGCAACGCAAUAGGGAAAAGAAACUUCAAUGUGAAUCAGCUAAAGACCGAUCGCAGAACUUAGUUUCAGAUACUUCUAUCUCUCCCGAACAAAAUCAUGAAAGACCAGGGGGCGAGUCACCAAAUCAUAAAAUUCAUGUGUUCGAAGAGCCUGAUGAAAUUGAGCCCGCUAAAAGUCAAUGUAUAGAACAAGGGUUAACAAAAGAAUUGCAAA
Molecule: messenger RNA, 316 nt
Organism: Acaulospora morrowiae
Lineage: Eukaryota; Fungi; Glomeromycota; Glomeromycetes; Diversisporales; Acaulosporaceae
Source: the annotation of a GenBank genome assembly